CAGGCACGGGCCACCACUACAUGGCCGACGUCCUCGAGGACGUAUGCAAGAAAGACAAGGUGCGGUGCCCCAAGCUGUGCGUGAUGGCCAAGGUACUCUACCCGGAGCUGUCUCUCCCCGAGAGCAGAAACGCGUACUGGGACGCGCGGAAACGCUUGCGGGAAGAGAUGGAGAAACUGGCCGCUUUUCCGGAGGAGAGCCUUGCCGAGGGCGAGUCGACUGUCGUCAGCUUCGGGGCCUGCCGCUUCCAGGGGACGGGGAUGAUGUCCUACCCGAACUUCAACGGCGACGAAAAGGCCCUCCAGUACGUGGACUUUCGGCUGGUGGCGGAGGAGGCCGAGAGAGCUGGCGUGGACAUGCGGUUCGUGUACCUCGCCCGAUCGGCGGCGGACAUCCUCACCUCGGACAGCGUGCACCACAACUACGGGGGGUCGUUUAUCCGAGAGUCCCGAAUCCUCCUCAACAACUUGGCGGUUGUCCACUCCACCUUCCAAGAACUGGACCCGGCCUUCACCACCUGCUUCCGGUACGGGGAAAUGGCCGACCCGGCGCAGGCCGCCCGCGUGGCCGGCUUCCUUGCUCCGAACAACCGCACGGCGGAGAAGCUGGCCGACCAGAUGCUCUCCCACGUCAAGAUCAAGUCGCCGCCAGAAUCGGGCAACAAGCAGUCGUGGGGCGAGGGCGGCAAGCGACUAAGACACCCGGAGGACGUGGACCCGCCGAAGGCAGCCGUGGUAACACGACUCCAGCAGAGGUUAGACAUGGUGGAGAAAGACGUGUGCUCUACGAAAAACAGAUGAUGCCGGGGUGGUUGGGUGUAGCUCAAGAAGGUUGCUGGUGUAAGAUCAACGGGGACUAGGCUGACGCCUCUUGCUGCGUGCUUGUAUGUCGCUGCUGUUCCUACCUCUGCUGUUUCUACCUGUAGUUUCGCGAGGAUUGUUUUGGUUGGGGCUACGGAUUCGGGUUGGGGAUUAGGUUGCUUUUUUCGACGUCCGUUGUUUGCACGGGGUCUCUGUAUCGCUCGCGGUGCGUAAGCCCUUUCGGCGACGUUUUGCACGUGAAGGGGUCGAUGCCCGCGACAAGAGCGACUGCCACCCGUUGAGUCGCCGCGGUUGGUUUCGCGGCACUCGCUUACGCGUCUAGAAGCGUCGAGAAGGGACGACGUGUACCGCUUACGUUAUCUGUGCGUUUGGGAAUGCUGCGGGAGAGUCCGCUAAGUGUCUGCCUACGCUUUCCACACGGUGGCACCAGCUGUUUGGACCGUUGCGUGUUGUUUGUACAGUUUACCGCGGAACAUGGUGUACACGUCAAGAGGAACCGAAGCCCCCUUGAGUGUGGAUCGGCAAGUCUUCGUCUGUUAUCUCGUAUGGGCGUGAGGCGUUUUUUCUGUGGGCCUUCUACGGAGCUGGAGGGGGGCCCGUGCUUGUGAGUGUCGUUUUUUAUAUCAAAUGCGUUCGUUUCUUGUGUUUGCACUUUUACCUCGACAGCGUUGAGCCGUACACCUCUUGUACCUGUAGACUUAACGUUGUAACGACCGCUGUGUGUCUUGUGCGGAAGUCGAGCUUGCCGCAUCGAAGCGCAUGCGCGCCGUAUCAGAGCAACCUCUUGUCUAGACAACUCAAGCAUCCCGGAAGUUGGGUCAAAUGAUGAGAUGGGAAUCUCUUUGAAUCAUUUAUUCUGUAUGGAGACUGUAAGGUGCGGUGUUGACAGAAUAAAAGCCGCGUGAUGUGUGUUGGUUCCCUUGUCGCGGGACUGUUAUUUUCUUGUGGUCUUGUUGGUGUCAUGUAUGUUCGCUGUGGUGAGGUGUGACAUCUGCUGUCGGUUGCGCGGUUUUGGCUUGAAUCACCCUUCUCUCCCACACGCCUUGCCCGGUAGAUAAGCGAGCGAUGGGGUGGGUGGGUAGGCGAUACAUUCAGUGUUCGCAGUCUGGAAAAGUGUGCUUUGACGGAAUGAUCCGUUCGUCGGUUGUGUUUUUUUGUAGAAUGCUGUGCGGAAGACGGAACAUGUCCUCCAUCCGGUGAGAUCUCCUCGUGGUUUGCUGCCGCCCGUGGUUUCACACUGUAACGACUGGAUGAUGCCUG
Messenger RNA from Ectocarpus sp. CCAP 1310/34, 2081 nucleotides. The record is from the annotation of a GenBank genome assembly. NCBI's taxonomy places the organism in Eukaryota, Phaeophyceae, Ectocarpales, Ectocarpaceae.